AUGGGGUUUACCCGUCCAUUCGCUCUGCAGCUGUCAAGAAACUUGCGGGAAUUCUGCCGCCAGAGCCCUUUUUUAGAUAUAAAUAGUAGUCUUAUGCAUAGUAGUCUUCUUGGGUAUGCUCCUAUCAGAUGUGCUUCUCAACCCGCUCAUACUGCGAUAAAACCCAACUACAAUGUUGGGACUAUAGGACACAUUGAUCAUGGAAAAACAACACUCACUGCUGCUAUUACUCAAGUACUUGCCAAGCAAGGCCUUGCAAAGCCAGUGAAAUUUGACGAAAUUGAUAAAGCCAAAGAGGAAAAGAAGCGUGGAAUAACGAUAAACAUCGCACAUAUCGGUUACGAAAGCAAGAAUAGACGAUAUUCUCACACUGACUGUCCUGGACAUUCAGAUUUUAUUAAGGUUAUAGUUGCUUUUACUUUCACUAGUUUCCAUAAGAUGGAUGCUGCAGUAUUAGUAAUUGCAGCAACUGACGGAGUAAUGGCUCAGACAAAGGUAUGCUUGGGAGAUAAUGCACCAGUUAUUCGAGGUUCAGCUUUGAAUGCCUUAGAAGGAAAAGAUGUUUCAAGCAUAAUCAAUCUACUUAAAGCGCUUGAUGAUCUUCCGGAACCUCAAAGAAACGAGAAUGAAGCACUAAUAAUGCCCGUAUCUUCUAAAAUUGCGAUCACGGGGCGAGGCACAGUUGUUGUCGGUACUGUUGAGCAAGGAACGCUGAAGAAAGGUGACAAGGUAGAAAUAAAAGGAGAUGAUAGGGAAGUCUCAACCGUUGCAUCUGAUAUACAAGUUUUUGGAAAAAGUGUUAAAGAGGUAAAAGCAGGUGAUCAUUGUGGUGUACUAUGCAGAGGAGUAAAAGCCGAUCAGGUUUCUAGAGGAAUGUGGAUGGGGCAUAUUGGUGCCGUACACGUCACAAAUCAAAUCAAAACAGAGUUGUAUCUUCUCAGCCAAGAGGAAAAUGGUCGUAAAAUUGGCAUUCGGUCAGGAUUUACGGACAAACUUUUCUGCAGCACUUGGGAUCAAGUGGCCCGAUUUGAAAUAGCGCAAGAGCUUUUGAUGCCUGGAGAACAUGCACCUGCAACGGUGACUCUUAUGCGGAAUAUGCCUUUCAAAGUAGGAAUACCAUUUACUCUAAGGGAUGGUGGAACAAAACAAACUAUAGCGAGGGGAAUUGUUUCCGAACUCUUAGAACCAGUAACAGUGGAGAAAUAUAAUCUGAAAAAAGCUACUCAUCAUGAUGACUGA
Molecule: messenger RNA, 1239 nt
Organism: Strongylus vulgaris
Lineage: Eukaryota; Metazoa; Nematoda; Chromadorea; Rhabditida; Strongylidae
Source: the annotation of a GenBank genome assembly